AUGUCCGCCCACCCGGAAAGCAUUGAGGAGUGGUGCCACUUGGUCCCACACCUGCUCCUCAGUGAAGGCUGGCAACACAUUGCGGAGGAACCUUCUUCUUUCCUCUCGCACUGCAGUUGCCCUUGGGGCGGAAGCUUGGUGAAGACGACCUUUCUGUACGUUACCGUCGCAGAUCCUCCGGAGGAUCCUGCACGGAUUCUCGUCCGGCCAGAGUCGCGUGCAUGGGGGGCGAGCAAGUUUGUCGCAUGCAGUCCUGAGUACUUUGCACUGCAAGAGCAGCUUGCGCCAGGAGACGCUAUCGUGCAUAGGUGGGCGUCCUGGAAAGUGUUGCGGCUUUUUGCCGUGCUGUUUGGUGAGAUCGGUGCGCAGCUUGCGCAGACCCACUUCUACCACCCAGAAAUGGCUGUGCAACUUCGCAUGCGAUCGCGGCGCAACUACCCGCAGAAGGGUGACAGCUCCCAGACCGUCACAAGUCUGUCCGAGCCCUUCGAGGCCAUUAACUUCUGCCGCCCGACAGAUGUGAAAGGUUGCGUUGAUAUCUACCACAUCUUCCGGGUGCCCACAGACCUCAACCUUUCCCAGUGGGCUGCUGCGCAAUUCCAUGGAGCCUUGGAAUCAGGUAGGAGGGUGACACAUCACUAUCUCAAUCGGCCUGGCAUCCCCCAGAUUCGUGCUUUCGACGAACAGUUCUAUGUGGUCCUGACCAUGCAGAGCUUCAAGCGCGGCGUGCCUCUGCUUCCAGCGCAGCCUGAUGAGAGGGAGCCAGUCACAAGGAUUGAUGCAGGACAGGCGAUGGGACUGACCAAGUGGGUCCGCUACGAACCUGCUAUGGCGGGAGGCAGCGCCUUCCACUUGUCUGAGUACCUGCGGCUCUUUGCAGAACGCAUCGGUGAGAGCUGUCGCUUCUACCAGUCCUUGGAUGGGCAGGAGCUCCUAUACUUCCAGUGUGUGGUGGCGCGGGAUGAAUGGGUCCGGGUCCAGGGUCACAUUCGCAGUGCCUACCUGUUACAGAAGACUGCCUAUCGCCGUGCAAACGGCGGCGCACAAGCGCCAGGACUUAGCGAGGGCGUCAAGCCGCGCUUCUGUCAGGAGAUUGAUCUUUCCUCCCUGGCUGAGCGGAUCCAAGCUGAUUAUGCGGCACGGCCCCAGCAAAAGGUCCACGUGCGCAACACCUUUGUCGAGGUUGAUGUGGAUGAGGAGGAGAGCGACGAGGAAGAACUUCCUAUUCGGAGUUGCAGACGUCACAAGACUGCUGCACCCGCUAGCCUGGACAGUUGCAUUGGUGUAGCUUGA
This is a messenger RNA of Symbiodinium pilosum, 1293 nucleotides long. NCBI's taxonomy places the organism in Eukaryota, Dinophyceae, Suessiales, Symbiodiniaceae. The record is from the annotation of a GenBank genome assembly.